AUGUAUAUGGGAAGUGAAGAAGUAGUAGAAGAAGAAGAAGAAGAAGAAGAAGAUGAGGAGACAAAUGGAAGUGAAGAGGAGGAUAAAGAUCAGUCAUCUGUUGGGAAGCAGCAGAGACCAGCCUGGGCUCCAUGUUUCUUCUACAGAGCUGGGAAAGAGGUGUACAACUAUGUCGGCCAGGAGAUCAUCAUUCAAGAGGCUCUGGACUCGUAUGCUGGCAUGAUAUGGCCGGCAGGGUUGGCUCUCUGUCAUUACCUGGACACUCAUCGAGAACAGAUCAAUCUCGUGGAUAAAGCAGUCCUGGAGAUCGGAGCAGGAACUGGCCUUGUGUCUGUCGUAGCAGCACUCCUUGGUGGCUGGGUCACAGCCACAGACCUACCAGAGGUCCUGAACAACCUGAGGGUCAAUUUGUGCAGGAAUACCAGGGGCCACUGCAGACACACGCCCCAGGUAGCAACUUUGUCAUGGGGCUAUGACCUGGAGCGCACUUACCCAUCAUCGGUCUACCGCUACGACUACGUGCUAGCAGCCGAUGUGGUCUACCAUCAUGACUUCCUGGAUGAGCUCCUGGUCACCAUGAAGCAUUUCUGCAAACCGGGAACAACUUUGAUCUGGGCCAACAAGGUCAGGUUUGAGUCUGACUUGACUUUCACUGAGAACUUUAAAAAGGCCUUUAACACAAGCUUAUUGGCCGAGGAUGGAGAGAUGAAGAUCUUCAUGGCAACAAGUAGAGAAGGAGAGGAAUGUUUUAGUGAUGUGGUGCUGGAAGAUCUGCUGAGACAGAAGGAGGGGAAAGAAAGGAAGGAGGUUGAAGAUAAAGAUAAAAAGGGGAAAGAAAAGCUUGUGGAGCAAAAAUGCAAUGAGGAUGACUUGAACAAUCAUGAAAAAAUAAGUUAUGAUGAAUUACCAGAAGAAACCAACAAGUUAGAGGAUGAAAGAGAAAAUGAAAAGGAAGACAAUACUGAGUGUGAAGAAGAGGAGAACACGGUGGAGGUCCUCGCAGAUGAGAAGGCUCAACCAGAGGACACAGAUUCAAGACAGGAGAUUAAGAAACAGACAGCUCUAAAACAGAACUGGGUCCCCAGCAUCGUCUGCAGCAUUGCUAAAGAUAUCUACCAUUAUGUAGGGGAGGAUAUCGUUAUUUAUGAAUCCAUAGACUCUUUUGGAGCAAUGAUGUGGCCAGCGGCAUUGGCUUUGUGCUCCUUCCUGGAAAACAACAGGCACAUGGUGAACCUGAAGGGGAAGGAGGUGCUGGAGCUGGGAGCAGGGACAGGACUAGUAACCAUUGUGGCCAGUCUGCUGGGAGCUUCGGUCACAGCCACAGAUUUGCCAGAGAUGUUAGGGAAUCUCCGGGCUAACGUGAUGAGGAACACCAGAAACCGCUGCAGACACACGCCCCAGGUGGUUGCUCUGCCAUGGAGCUACAACCUGGAACGCACCCACCCAUCAUCGGUGUACCACUACGACUACGUACUGGCAGCUGAUGUGGUCUACCAUCAUGACUUCCUGGGUGAGCUCCUGGUCACCAUGAAGCAUUUCUGCAAACCGGGAACAACUCUAAUCUGGGCUAACAAGGUCAGGUUUGAGUCUGACUUGACUUUCACUGAGAACUUUAAAAAGGCCUUUAACACAAGCUUAUUGGCCGAGGAUGGAGAGAUGAAGAUCUUCAUGGCAACAAGUAGAGACUGA
Molecule: messenger RNA, 1689 nt
Organism: Pelmatolapia mariae (spotted tilapia)
Lineage: Eukaryota; Metazoa; Chordata; Actinopteri; Cichliformes; Cichlidae
Exons: 7
Coding region: 1-1689 (562 amino acids)
Biological process (GO): peptidyl-lysine methylation
Cellular component (GO): cytosol; cytoplasm
Molecular function (GO): protein-lysine N-methyltransferase activity
Source: RefSeq, a predicted model, not a curated record